Messenger RNA from Pistacia vera, 889 nucleotides. Its product is annotated as ethylene-responsive transcription factor ERF036-like. Gene Ontology annotation, molecular function: DNA binding; DNA-binding transcription factor activity. The transcript has a single exon. Gene Ontology annotation, biological process: regulation of DNA-templated transcription. The record is from RefSeq and is a predicted model, not a curated record. Lineage: Eukaryota; Viridiplantae; Streptophyta; Magnoliopsida; Sapindales; Anacardiaceae. The coding region runs from base 9 to 758 and encodes 249 amino acids.
UUCUGAUCAUGACACAACUUUCAGAACCCAAGUACUUCCCCUCUGAAGCUGAAAGUACCAGCAACUCUUCUUCCUGUUCACCUCCUUCACCAUCUUCAUCCGGGUUCUCUUCACAAUCCCACCAAACUUCCCCCUCUCACUUGUCCACUCACUCCGAACCCGGUAAACGACCAGCUAAAAGACCAAGAUCAGCGGCAAGUGACACCACACCUGCCUCAGGGAGCAAACACCCGGUUUACAGAGGAGUAAGAAUGCGGAGUUGGGGCAAAUGGGUAUCCGAAAUUCGUGAACCGAGAAAAAAAUCUCGCAUUUGGCUUGGAACUUUCGCCACUCCAGAAAUGGCAGCCAGAGCUCAUGAUGUUGCAGCUUUAAGCAUUAAAGGCGACUCCGCCGUGCUGAAUUUUCCUGAACUUGCAGAGCUUUUACCUCGCCCAUUGUCGCUUCUGCCACGCGAUAUUCAAUCUGCAGCCACUAAAGCUGCUUCAAUGAUAAAGUUUGAUUCUUCAUCAUCACAGUCACAAUCACCGUCACAACCACCGUCGUCAUCAGCUGACGUGUCAGCGGAAUCAGAGGAGCUGGGGGAGAUUGUGGAGCUACCAAACAUAGAAGGGAGUGGCUUUGAAGUGAUCUCAAUUGACUUGUUUGACGGGUGGGUGUAUCCUCCAGAAGAAUUUUCCAGCGAAUUUUCAGAGCAAAUAUUCGGAGCAGAGUGCCUGAUUCCAAGCAACUUUGAAGCUUGUUCUUCAGUUUGGGACUAAUUUAAUUCUGCAAAAUUGGUGUUUAGCAGCUAUAAUUAAUUUAGUUUGUUUAUAAUUUUCUACUUUAAUUAAUUGCUGACCGCCGGACUUCAAUUAUUGUAUCAUAACACAAAAUUUUAUGCAAAUAUACA